Solanum stenotomum is the source of this 1554-nucleotide messenger RNA. Its product is annotated as NAC domain-containing protein JA2L. Bases 236 to 1300 code for a protein of 354 amino acids. Gene Ontology annotation, molecular function: DNA binding. Lineage: Eukaryota; Viridiplantae; Streptophyta; Magnoliopsida; Solanales; Solanaceae. Gene Ontology annotation, biological process: regulation of DNA-templated transcription. The transcript has 3 exons. The record is from RefSeq and is a predicted model, not a curated record.
AACGACACAAUAACAACCAAUACAAUAGAUUAACAACUAUAUGACUUUUUCCUCGAAUCCUAUACAUAGUAAAAGCUUAAUACACCGAGUUUCUUUUUUUUUUUGUCUAUAUAAACAACCUCAUAGCUCACAAUUUAAGAAAUUUCAGAAAAUCUAAAUUUAUCUUCUCUACAAUUUCCUAAAAACUUGCAAUACUUUUCUUCUCUCUCUACAUUUUGCUUACUUGUAAGAAAAAAUGGGUGUUCAGGAAAUGGAUCCUCUUACACAGCUAAGCUUGCCACCCGGGUUUCGGUUUUACCCGACUGAUGAAGAGCUUUUAGUUCAAUAUUUAUGCCGUAAAGUUGCUGGUCAUGAUUUUUCUCUACAAAUUAUUGCAGAAAUUGAUCUGUACAAAUUCGAUCCAUGGGUUCUUCCAAGUAAGGCGAUUUUUGGAGAAAAAGAAUGGUAUUUCUUCAGUCCAAGAGAUCGGAAGUAUCCAAAUGGAUCUAGACCGAACAGAGUAGCUGGUUCUGGUUAUUGGAAAGCAACUGGAACUGAUAAAAUAAUUACUACGGAAGGUAGAAAAGUUGGAAUCAAAAAGGCUUUAGUGUUUUAUACUGGUAAAGCACCUAAAGGAACUAAAACGAAUUGGAUUAUGCAUGAAUACAGACUCAGUGAACCUACAAAGAAAAGUCGAAGUUCAAGGCUCGACGAUUGGGUUCUAUGUAGGAUUUACAAGAAGGGUGGGCAAAAACCGAGUUGUUCUGAUUUACAGAGCAAGGAUAUAAACCAUGGUUCAUCAUCGUCAUCCUCAUCUCAAUUUGACGAUAUGCUGGAAUCUCUACCAGCAAUUGAAGAUCGAUAUUUCUCAUUACCUAGAGUGAAUUCCAUUAGGAAUUUUCAACAAGACGAAAAGCUCAAUCUUCAACAAUUGGGUUCUGGGAACUUUGAUUGGGCCACUAUAGCGGGAUUGAACUCAUUUCCGGAAUUAGCUUCCGGAAAUCAAGUUCCAGCACCGGGGAAUCAAACUCCGGUGCUUAUGAACACAAAUCAGUAUCACAAUCACAACAACAACUUGAAUAAUUUUAACGAAUUUUUCGCCAAUUCAACGGCGUUAAAUUUUCACGGUGAAGUUAAGUUUGAAGGAGGAAUUGAUCAAGAAGUAGAAAGCAGUGUUAGAGCUCAACGACUUAACAGCGUUAACCCGGGUUUCUUCCAAGAGAACUCAACCGGGUUUCCGAGUUCUCAUACGAAUUUGGUUCCCGACCCGUUUGGGAUUCGGUACCCGACCCAAACAGUAAAUAUGGGUUUUACUGGGUAAAUAGUGGAAGGGUAAAAUGUGAAUGCUCAUAGAUUAACUUGAAGACAAUUUGGAAAAAAUUGUCAUGAUUAUUGAGGUGGAAAGGGCAUUUAUUCUUUGGUUGGGGACUAAAAUAGCAAAAGAAAAAAAAAAGUUAACAAGAUUUUGUUCAUGCAAUUAUGCACAUAUACAAUGUAUUUUGUUGUACUAAAAUUUAAGGCUUUGGUAAUGUAAUUAUAGGAAUUCAAAUUGGAGGAUUUGAUUAGCUAAUUUUA